GUUAGUUACACAUGUUUUCACCCCUGUUCUUACACCGUUUGAGAUGUGGUUUCUCGUGUUUUAGACCGAUUUCACGCUAGGUUGUGCUUGUUUGUGAUAUUUCAGGUCCUGGCAAGUGAAUGAAGGUUUAGGAGCGAGUUCGGGGUCGAUUGGGCGAAGAUCAGGCGCAAGACAAGUCGCAAAGGAGGUCACACGGGCUACCCUGAUGUUCACACGGCCGCGCGAGAGGCCAGUCUAGCCGUGUGACAUUCUGCGAGAGCAGACACGGGCAGAGCAGCAGAUUGACACGGCCGUGUAAGUGGCCGGGUUGGCCGUGCCACAUUCGCCGAGAGCAGACACGGGCAGAAGGAAGUCACACACGGCCGUGCCACACUGGCCGUGUAAGAAGCCUGGAAUUCGACUAAGUGAUACGGUGCGUUUUGUCUCACACGGGCAACUGGGUAGGCCACACGGCCGUGCCACCCUGCCCGUGUGAGUCGGGAUUUCCUGGUUUUAAGCCAAAUUCCGAACCAAAGAAGAGGAGAGCUGGGUUUUGGAUCCCAAACACCCAAGGGACGAACCAAAGAGAGAGAGGGCGAUUUGAGGGCAUUCUUGGAGUGGAGUUGGAGGAUUUCUUCGCCUUGGAAGCUCGAGGAACAAGCCCGGACUUGAAGACUGAUCAUCUGAAGAUUCUUACUGCAGUCUCUCUCUUCUCUAUGGAGUAACUUCCCUUCACUUAGGUUUUGAGGAACCCUAGCUAUGUUUGUUUGAUUGGAUGAUUGUAUGAGUACUCUGACUGGAUAAUCUUGAGUUCAUAUUCAAUCUAUGCAUGUUUUCAUGAUUCAAUUCUGCUUUAGUCGAGAUUAUUGAUUCUGCUUUGAUUCUAUGAGAGGGAAUACCUGAUUAGGUCAAUAGAGCACCAUAGAUUGAUAGUAGUGGAUCGAUUGCUUUAGUCGAGGGUUGAUUCACUGCUUUGUAUCGAUUGAGAACCUCUUUCGAUAGAGGGAGUCUAGUUCAGAACGCCUUGAUCAGUUGUUCUAGAGAAGGAUACGUCCCUCUAGGCAAUUGACUCAAGAGGGCCUUGUUCCUUUAGUCGAGACUCAAGGUCUAGUCAAGGAUUCUCCGCAUUGUGAAUGAAAGUGAAACAGGUUAGAGAUCAUCAAUCAUUAAUCUGGCUAGUGGCUAGGGGGAAUCAUACCUAAGUGAGUUCCCAACCUGUAAUUAGAUUAACUUUAACUGUAGUUUGCUAGAGUAGUUUUAGUUCUUUCAUCUUAAUCUGGUUUGCUAAAUAAUAAACUGAAGCUGAGUAAUAGUAACUCUAGAGACCCGUGGAUUCGAUAUUUAUCACUUGAGCCACAAUACUGCAGUCCCUUUCAUUGGUUACACUUGGCCUUUGUUAGGUGUUGUGUCGUAGCGAGUCAAGUUUUUGGCGCCGUUGCCGGGGACUUUCUAGAGUAUUAGGAAAGGCAGAAGUUUGUUACUUUAGCGUUUUUCGUUUCUUUUCUUUUCCACCCUUGCUUUUCACUUGGGUGUUUUUGUUUUUGUUGGUGCAAAUCUGAAUCAUGGAUCCUAAUGGCUUCUCCAAUCAUUGGGGGUAUCCACCACCAUCUGGGUGGUAUUACCCCGAGACUCCCUGGAGCAAUCAAGGCGGAGAAGACUAUGGAUUCGGGUUCCAGUACCAACCCCCUUACUACGGAGAACAACCGGACCCCUGGGCAUAUCAAGAACAACCUCAUUAUCAAGAAGAAUUUCUCCCACAACCAGAAGGGCCAUCGGCGCUGGAGUUACUCAUGGAGCAGUUUGCUCGAGACUGUGAGAGAACAUGCUCCAGGAUGGAUCAGUGUGUCCAGGCCUAUCGUGAAACAGAUGAGAUCCUCCUGAGCCUUAAGAAGAGCGUCGAUGAUCUUGAGCGAUCUUGGGCGCAACAUGCUCCAGAUCACCCUUCUGCUACCAUACAAGAAGAGGAGGAGGAAGAAGAAGGCUACAAGGGCAUUGUGGAACACACUGAAGUUGUCACGGAGAGCUCCCGUGAUGAUCAUGAUCAGGCGUUUCAUGUCGUAGCCGACCACACCUUCCCACACCCCAAACUGAGCUUUGAAGAGGCGGGCAUGAGUGAGGAGAUGCAAGAAGAUCUCAUGAAAGAAAUUGCUUGGCAACUUGCUCUCCAAUCCGUGCUAGAAGAAGAAGAGCAACAAAGGGUGCAGAAAGAAGUUGUGGAGGAUGACGAAAGUGAAGCAGGAGGAGUUCUUGAUCAUUUCCCAGGGGUGAUACCACAUGAAGAAGAAAGGGGGGUUGAAGAAGCAAUUGGCGUCCAGGCUGAGGACGAAGUUGAGGUGGAAGAGGCUUGCACCGGCCAUGAGUUACAUGUGAUAUCUUCACCAAACUUCGAGGAACUGCUUAGCAAGGACCCAUUUGCAGGGUCUCUUUGCCAGACCAAGGCCACAUCGACAUCGGUCCCUCUUGGUGGACGCGAUGGUGGCCAAUCGAUGCUGUCUUAUCUGGUUUGGAGCAAUGAGACGAGAGAAGAGAAGAAGAGGUCUCGAGGGUGGAGACUUCAUCUGCAUCAAGUACAUGAGCCUUCAUCACCUGCCACAUCACAUGCUCAUGACUUGAGACUCCACCUCAUCGACGAGAACCUCAACUUCAAGGAGGUUCUAGCAUGGACCGAAACUUAGGAGCCAUCGUCCGGCUCACGACGUGAAAGAAGCGCUUGUUGGGAGGCAACCCAACCAGUCGGUUUGCAUCUCUUUCUCUAUUUCUCCUCGGUUGAGUCAGUUUUGUUAUUUGAUUUUAGAGUCAAUAACUCAACCUUUGUGAGAUUUUGUGUGGUGUUUGUGUUCUGAUUACUCUCUCUUUCUGGAAUGCACCGCCUGACCCGUACAUCAUCAUUCACCCUUGAUCUGGUAACUUCGUUCUACCCUCCUUAUCUUUCCUCCAUUGAGGACAAUGUCGUGCUUAAGUGUGGGGGGAUGUUCGAUUAUUUAUGCGGGUGAAUGUUUGGCUGUUUGUGUGCUUGGAGCCUAGUCCACUGUCCAAAUUUUUAAAUUUGAGGGCUCCAAGUACGUGUUUCCUUGCAAUUGCCUGCUCAGUAUGCUUUGAAUUGACAGUCUUUAUAGUAAUAUGCAACCUAGGGAGGUAGUGUAGCACUAUGGAGGAUGUUGAGGCAUUUAAGAAGUCUCAUUUCUUCUUCAUAUUGAGUUGGUUGAUUGAGUGAAUUAGUGAUCUUAGGACCCUUGAAUUGUGUGGUGUUGUGGAUUCUCUGCCUGUCAUGGACUCUUGUAUCAUGUUUUGAAAAUAACAGGUGCUCGAAAAUGUGCUUCAAAAUAAACGUCUCCCGUGCGAAUAGGGCGAAAGUGUGUAAGGGGAGACGGGAAUCCGUUCCCAAUUUCCACCUACUACCUCCAGCCCCCUUACAUGUCUUUCCCCCGCACGAGGCUCGAGACAUCCGCUCCUGGCAUGGCCGGUAAGAGCAGGUUGGGACCCUUGAAAAGAAAAGAAAAGAAAAAUAACUGAAAACAAGCAAAACAGAAAGAAAAGGGGUUCCAACCAUCUUCAAAGAAAAUAGAGCACCUUGAAAAAUGUGAGUCCAUGAUCUUUUAUUUUAGAGAAUCUCUUCAUCCACGAUUCAUUUGUCCUCUGUUCACUGUUUGCCAUGAUGCCGACUCGAUAAGAAGCUUUGAGAUGACUUGUGCGUCGGUUGACCUCGUAAGUUGCUAAAUGAUCUAGGAAGUCCUCUACCUACGAUCUGGGUUGUUUGUUGCUAUAGAGGUCUGGAGAGUUGCAUUGGUUUGAGUUAGGUUUGCUUGGGGACAAGCAAACGGUUAAGUGUGGGGGAGUUUGAUAGCCCGUUAGUUACACAUGUUUUCACCCCUGUUCUUACACCGUUUGAGAUGUGGUUUCUCGUGUUUUAGACCGAUUUCACGCUAGGUUGUGUUUGUUUGUGAUAUUUCAGGUCCUGGCAAGUGAAUGAAGGUUUAGGAGCGAGUUCGGGGUCGAUUGGGCGAAGAUCGGGCGCAAGACAAGUCGCAAAGGAGGUCACACGGGCUACCCUGAUGUUCACACGGCCGCGCGAGAGGCCAGUCUGGCCGUGUGACAUUCUGCGAGAGCAGACACGGGCAGAGCAGCAGAUUGACAUGGCCGUGUAAGUGGCCGGGUUGGCCGUGCCACAUUCGCCGAGAGCAGACACGGGCAGAAGGAAGUCACACACGGCCGUGCCACACUGGCCGUGUAAGAAGCCUGGAAUUCGACUAAGUGAUACGGUGCGUUUUGUCUCACACGGGCAACUGGGUAGGCCACACGGUCGUGCCACCCUGCCUGUGUGAGUCGGGAUUUCCUGGUUUUAAGCCAAAUUCCGAACCAAAGAAGAGGAGAGCUGGGUUUUGGAUCCCAAACACCCAAGGGACGAACCAAAGAGAGAGAGGGCGAUUUGAGGGCAUUCUUGGAGUGGAGUUGGAGGAUUUCUUCGCCUUGGAAGCUCGAGGAACAAGCCCGGACUUGAAGACUGAUCAUCUGAAGAUUCUUACUGCAGUCUCUCUCUUCUCUAUGGAGUAACUUCCCUUCACUUAGGUUUUGAGGAACCCUAGCUAUGUUUGUUUGAUUGGAUGAUUGUAUGAGUACUCUGACUGGAUAAUCUUGAGUUCAUAUUCAAUCUAUGCAUGUUUUCAUGAUUCAAUUCUGCUUUAGUCGAGAUUAUUGAUUCUGCUUUGAUUCUAUGAGAGGGAAUACCUGAUUAGGUCAAUAGAGCACCAUAGAUUGAUAGUAGUGGAUCAAUUGCUUUAGUCGAGGGUUGAUUCACUGCUUUGUAUCGAUUGAGAACCUCUUUCGAUAGAGGGAGUCUAGUUCAGAACGCCUUGAUCAGUUGUUCUAGAGAAGGAUACGUCCCUCUAGGCAAUUGACUCAAGAGGGCCUUGUUCCUUUAGUCGAGACUCAAGGUCUAGUCAAGGAUUCUCCGCAUUGUGAAUGAAAGUGAAACAGGUUAGAGAUCAUCAAUCAUUAAUCUGGCUAGUGGCUAGGGGGAAUCAUACCUAAGUGAGUUCCCAACCUGUAAUUAGAUUAACUUUAACUGUAGUUUGCUAGAGUAGUUUUAGUUCUUUCAUCUUAAUCUGGUUUGCUAAAUAAUAAACUGAAGCUGAGUAAUAGUAACUCUAGAGACCCGUGGAUUCAAUAUUUAUCACUUGAGCCACUAUACUGCAGUCCCUUUCAUUGGUUACACUUGGCCUUUGUUAGGUGUUGUGUCGUAGCGAGUCACCUGCAUCUGAGAAAAAACGGCUUUUACAAUUUGUGAGUUUGCUCCUUACUCGCUCAACCAGGGUGGAGAAACCAGCUUCUUUGAUUUACCAAUCAUCGUGGGAAGGCCCAGGUAUUUUGCCAGCUUGUCAACCUCCUUGAUUUGCAGUUCUUGGCAUAUUUUUUUUCCUAUUGGCAUCGAUGUUCUUACUGAAAUAGACUUCUGACUUCUGUAGGUUGAUCCUUUGGCCUGACUCCACCUCAUAGAUAUCUAGGAUCUCUUUGAGUCUUCUUCCUUCCUCCAGAUUUGCUCUUGCAAAAAGAAUACAAUCGUCAGCAAAUAGGAGAUGUGAUAUAACAGGAGCUCUAUUGCAAAUUUUCAUUCCAUGUAACUUCCCAGUCUGUCCAUACUUUUUGAUCAAUCCCGAGACACCCUCUGAGCAUAACAAGAAUAGGUAUGGAGAGAGCGGAUCUCCCUGCCUCAGCCCUCUACUCGGUUGAAUUUUUUUAUUUAUGACCAUUAACUAAAACUGCAUAUGAAACAUAGGAAACAUAUUGCAUAAUCAGAUUAAUCCAUCUCUCAUCAAAUUCCAUUCUCCUCAUAACACGUUCAAGAAAAUGUCAUUCAACUCGGUCGUAGGCUUUUGCCACGUCCAGCUUGAGAGCCAUUGAUCCCUUCCCUCCUCUAGUCUUUUUCUUCAUUGCAAAAAAGCAUUCGAAAGCUGUAAUUAUGUUAUCAGUAAUUGACCUUCCAUGCACAAAAGCACUUUGUGCUUCACAUAUCAACUUAUCAAGAAUUCUCUUUAGUCAAUUUGCAUUUUGCAAUUGUCUUUGACGGGACUUUAUAAACCACAGAGCACAGACUUAUCGGUCUGUAAUCUUUGGGAGAAGUGGGAUUUUUAACUUUUGGGAUCAGAGCAAUGAGAGUCAUAUUGAGAGAGUCUGGAAAAAUACAUUGAUGCAGGAAUUCAGUCAGUUCGCUUGUGAGCCUCGGAGCCAACGUUUCCCAGUUCUUUUGAAAGAAGAGAGCAGAAAAACCGUCGUCCCCGGGAGCUUUUGUGGCCCCCGUCUGAAAUAAAGCCGAUUUGAUUUCUUCACUCGGGAAGGGCUGUAAUAAGAGAUGAUUCAUAUCUGCAGUUAUUUUAGUUUCGAUGGCUUCCACUGCCUUCCAAGGGAGUGUUGCUUUGGAAGAGAUCAAUGUAAUACUCCAACAUACAUUCUGUUACUUGUUCCUAAAUCCUGCCCAAUGAAAAUCUUACCCUGCUCAUUGCGGAGUCUUCGAAUUGUAUUCCUUUUCCUCCUUUCAGUAGCCCUGGCAUGAAAAGUAAAUAUUAAAAACAAAAUAACAUCGUUCAAUAUGUAUUGGUAUCAGCCAUACAAUUUACGAAGCAAGUUUACUCACAAUAGUUCUUAUUGUUUUAACAUGUAAUGUGACAUGUCGGGUCGUUGAAUAAGUAGGAGCAAGGCUCAAUGGUACAUCUCGCUCCAUGCAACACAUUGAAGAAUAACCACAUGUUUCUUGGAACCUCAAAACUCAGUCGAGUACCAUGAAAACUUGUACUAAAUGAGGAUCAAGAAAGCAAACACAUGGAACAUCUAGAGGUUUAUGAAGAAAUUUUUCAUAUUGUGUUUUCUUUAAUAUAUGUUUACUUCGGAA
Messenger RNA from Linum trigynum, 6862 nucleotides. Lineage: Eukaryota; Viridiplantae; Streptophyta; Magnoliopsida; Malpighiales; Linaceae. The record is from the annotation of a GenBank genome assembly.